Verruconis gallopava is the source of this 1385-nucleotide messenger RNA. RefSeq lists its product as uncharacterized. NCBI's taxonomy places the organism in Eukaryota, Fungi, Ascomycota, Dothideomycetes, Venturiales, Sympoventuriaceae. Bases 244 to 837 code for a protein of 197 amino acids. The record is from RefSeq and is a predicted model, not a curated record. The transcript has a single exon.
GCACUUUCGACACAGAAUUGGAUAUUUUAUUUUAUCUUCUUGGUUCCCUCUUCUACUCACGAAAGAAGCGCUGAGACUCACCGUCUGACGGAGCCGGCCAAGUUUGAGAACAUUCCGUGCUCGGCCGUACUGGAGUGCAUCUGAUCACUUGUGUCACGCAUAGUCGCUGUGCUGCUCUCACUCUCUUCAAAGCCGAUCGCAGGCUGAGCUACAUCUACAACAACCGCGACCGGAUCCGACGACAUGGGCGACUUCAUAGGGCCUCUCGCCUACCACAUUCACUCCAGCACGCCCGUCUCGUACGCCGGCGCGCAGAAGUGGAUCAAUGCGUACACGGCACGCUCGCAGCAGUUCCCACACAUGCACCCAGACGCGCAGCUGUCGCGCAAGAUCACGUUCGGCACGAACGGCGCAUCGGGCGGUGUGACGCUGACGCAGCUGCGUAAGGUAUCGAAGGGCUUGGGCGGCGAGCGUUUGACGCCUGAACCCGAGGAACCUCCCCGGGGGAACGACAAACCAUUUGAGAGCAAGCGCAGUGCGGCGAAGGGAAAAGCAGUCCUGGGCGAUGGCACGACGGAGGGCGACUGGAUGGAUCCGGACGAGUGGGCCGCAGGCAGGGAUGGCGAUGAAGUUGGCGAGAUUGGCGAGCGGAGCAACUACGUUGGUGAGGUGCCUGGGGCCGAAGCGCCGCAGGUGCAGGAGGUGCCGGUAGUGCCCCAUGGGAGCGAGGGAGCAAAGCCUAUUGACAAGGAAGAAAGAAAGAGGCUCAAGAAAGAUAAGCGGAAGGCGGAAAACAAGGAGAGAGAGGCCAAAAGGAGGAAGAUGGCUGAAGAUUGAGAACGGAAGUGACGACGGUUGCAACUUUUUUACCACUGCUUUCUAGUAGCAUCUAGAUGUGCAGUCUACGGAGAGAGCCCGUGUCUUGGUUCAGCGCCAAAGUGUUUCAAGCCUUUUACAAGUUGCACACACAGAUGCACGUGUUGAGGCGGGUUCCAAGAUCGGCUCAUUCUAUAAACAACUCUAUCCGGGCACUUGUUACAGCUCGCGACCCGUCGCGAGAUCCGCAGCCGCGUCUUUCUCCGGCGCCUUCUUGAAUUGGGCCUUCUUCUCACCCGUCCACUGGAUGGCCUUCAGCCGCUCGGUCAAAAUUGGAUGCGAGUAGUGGUAGCUUGAGUAGUAGAAGUCGGCAUCCAUGGAAGACAGGUUCUUGAUCUGGAGCUUGAUAAGCGCCUGCGCCAGCUCGGCCUGGUAGCCCAGCUUAAGGGCAAAGUUGUCUGUUAAACAAUAAAGAAUUAGCCGUGAAUCAGACAGACAGAUGUAGUAGGAUCCAAGUUGAUGGGACUCGGUAGGAUAGAUAGAAAUAUGAAUAUGGAGACUCACCGGCC